UAGAAGUUCAGGGAGAUUGCGAUUAUCUACUAGUUUUUUUUUCUGAGAGUCGUUUUGAUGAGGCAUAAGUGGAUCAGAAUAAUUCAUAAAUUUAAAAAUUUAUAUUUGGACUGAAUUAUUCAUAAAAGUAGUUUUUUCAUAAAUAAUUUUGAAAUCGACCUACAACAAAAAAUGAAACAUAAUUAGUAAACUGUUAUUUAUUUUUCUCAUUCAACUCUCUGAGAGCGUGAUAUGAAACGUACAUACAAAGCAAGAAGCGCACGAUAUGGUUUCGAUGUUGACGGCCAGAUCGAAAAACGAUUUGAAGAUCGACUGUCAUCGAUACUAACAAGUCAAAAGUGAGCGUUACCAAAGAAACCUCAAACAAAACCGAAUACACGCAGAAAGAAAGAAAGAAAGAAAAUCGCUUACUUCAACGCCAUAUUUGUGGGUAGAAAAUAAAAAUACUUGUGUGUCCGACAUUUAGUUUAUAUAUUUAGUAUAUAGCGAAUGAGUUCGUCAGCAGCAUCAAAAGUAGAAGGUCUAGAAAGUAUGGAAGUAGAUACAGUUUUUGUAGGUCCUAGCGACUGUGUGAAUUCCGGUGAGGAUUGGGCGAUAAUUCCCAAGGUGGACGAAUCCAAUACGGCCUGGCUCAGCAAACCGCCAAUGGAAAGAUUCAUCGGGAUCCUGGACCAACUUGAUUCCAAGGUGGAACAACUACGGAAAGAUGCUGUACUCCUGCAAGAAAAGAAAGACUUUUUGGCGAUGUCAGUAGAUUUGCUUAAGAACAACGAAUAUUUGACCGGAUUGAACGAAAACGAGCGCGAAGAACUUAGCUGUUAUGUUCAACGAAUAAGUGGCCGGCUAUCAACGGUAGAACUGAGCGUCUGCACAGUUCGAGAUCGCGCCCAGGAAGAUUCACUACAUCAUGUCAACAGUUUGAUCGAUGCGCUGAUCUCGAGCUCAGACCCUGUGAUUUCACGAAUGCGUUGUCAGCAAUUUCUGAAUGCCUGCAGCACUACUGAUACUACCACGUAUUCCGAUCUGGAUCCAUCCAUGUGCUCAGAUAAAAAGUUUGAAAGUGUUCUACUCGGCUGUACUUUGGACGACCAAAAAACAAUUAAAAAGAGGUUGCAAGCACUGUUGGCUUACCUCAACCAACAGACCGUCGUUCAUUGAACAGGAUUGUCGAGCACGUUUACCAGCAAUGCGAGCUAUCCAAUCUUAGAAAUCGAGAUAUUUACAUAAGGUGUUCGAAUAAGAAUUUACAUUAACGUUUCCUCGAAGGGUAGCAUGAGUUAUGAUGGACAAAAAUAGUAAUUUCUAAAACAUCAAGAAUAUUAUGUUCAGUACGACUUCACAAUAUGAUUCCAGCGUUUUCUAUUAUAUAGAUUCAGUUUCAAUUCGAAUAUUUCAUCGCGAUAAUCUGUUUUUUCUAUCAAACAAUUGUUCAGAUCAUUGAUCGUUCUAUACCAUGAAGGGACGUAAACGAUGAGAAUUAUCAUCGUUUAGUUGCUUCACGUAUUGAUAUGAUUUCAUUUGAAAAUAUAUGUUGCAACAGUGAAAGAAGUACUUGUUUGUAAAACAAUCUAGCACUUCAUAAAUGUAAACUGUAUUGCCAUCAUAACGGUAUCGAGCAUUUUUCCUAGU
Malaya genurostris is the source of this 1629-nucleotide messenger RNA. RefSeq names its product BAG family molecular chaperone regulator 2. Gene Ontology annotation, molecular function: protein-folding chaperone binding; adenyl-nucleotide exchange factor activity. The record is from RefSeq and is a predicted model, not a curated record. The transcript is spliced from 4 exons. The coding region runs from base 490 to 1158 and encodes 222 amino acids. Gene Ontology annotation, biological process: protein stabilization. NCBI's taxonomy places the organism in Eukaryota, Metazoa, Arthropoda, Insecta, Diptera, Culicidae.